This is a messenger RNA of Eutrema salsugineum, 704 nucleotides long. RefSeq lists its product as uncharacterized. The record is from RefSeq and is a predicted model, not a curated record. The transcript has 4 exons. The coding region runs from base 43 to 540 and encodes 165 amino acids. NCBI's taxonomy places the organism in Eukaryota, Viridiplantae, Streptophyta, Magnoliopsida, Brassicales, Brassicaceae. Gene Ontology annotation, cellular component: chloroplast inner membrane; chloroplast thylakoid membrane.
UUCUUCCUGUGUGUUCCUCAGAUCUCUUCGUUUACAUUUCCAAUGGCGUCCUGUGUUGCUCCUCUUUCUCUCUCUGGUGGGUCUCAAUCUCACAAUGUGAAACCAAAUGGAUUGUCUACCACGAAGCUCAGUUCGUUCUGUAAAACCUCUGCAUUGACAAUUCAGAAGAGAUCAAACCGGAUUCACAAGCUUUCGGUUUCUGCAGAGUAUCGGGAAGGGAGUAGGAGAGGAAGCAGUGGCGAUUUCGUAGCUGGUUUUCUUCUAGGAGGCGCCGUGUUUGGCGCCGUGGCGUAUAUCUUUGCUCCACAGAUCAGAAGAUCGAUUAUGAGUGAGGAGGAUGAGUAUGGUUUCAAGAAGCCGCAACAACCAACGUACUACGAUGAAGGUUUAGAGAAAACAAGAGAGACACUGAAUGAGAAAAUCGGACAACUUAAUUCAGCGAUUGACAAUGUUUCUUCGCGUUUAAGAGGCCGAGCAAAGAACAGCUCUUCUUCCAAUGUACCGGUCGAAACUGACCCUGAAGUUGAAGCUACCACUUGAAGAAAUAUAUAUAUUUUUCUUCUUCUCUGUUUUUUCAUUUGUAACCAGAGUUGAAAACAAUUCCAUAAGGUUUGGUUUGGUUUUCUUGUUGCUUUUGUGAUCAGUCCUCUGUAGAACUCUUGCAAAGUGAAUAAUACAGUCUUUUGUCUUUAGUCUUUACUGAA